AUGUUCAGAGCAUUACACUGGAGCGGGCCUAGGGCCUUUUCAGGCCCCAUCGAAAAGGUUCUCAAAUGGCACAAGGCGCUACAAGACAUUGGAGUGUUGAUUAUCUUCGAGAUAGUGGCAAAAUGCGUGAGCAUCCAGCCAGGUACACCUUGCUCAAAGAAUUUGGUGAUAAGGGAUGAUAACGGGCCGGCCAUGCAGGUGGUUUACUACGAAAUAGACUUUCUGCUGCCAGAGCUUAAGCCUCCGUGUACUGUCAGAGUGGUGGGUCGCAUGAUGGCGGGCACAUGUCGCCUGCAAGCGUUCAGCGUGCGGCCGGCGACGGGCGACGACGUGGCCACACUGUCGCGCCGCGCCGCGGUGGCUAGCCACCAUGUCGCCAAGCUGUGCAAGGAGUACGGAGCAAGCGACAACGUGUAGACUGA
Molecule: messenger RNA, 422 nt
Organism: Cydia amplana
Lineage: Eukaryota; Metazoa; Arthropoda; Insecta; Lepidoptera; Tortricidae
Product: spermatogenesis-associated protein 22-like
Exons: 4
Coding region: 1-417 (138 amino acids)
Source: RefSeq, a predicted model, not a curated record